Molecule: messenger RNA, 1579 nt
Organism: Salvelinus sp. IW2-2015
Lineage: Eukaryota; Metazoa; Chordata; Actinopteri; Salmoniformes; Salmonidae
Source: RefSeq, a predicted model, not a curated record
AGAAUAGAAUGCCAUUUUGAAUACAGAAUAUUUCUGUGGAAUUCCAGAAUCGAUGACGAACACGUCUCUCCCCUUCCGGUUUCGUCAGGGCACUGCGGCGGAUGUUGAUAUUCUGUUUUGGAGACCACAACCAGAGCUAGCUAGCGAGCCUUCGUCGUUGCCGGAGUUUUUUUUGUUGUUUGGUUGUUGUCUGACGUUUUUAAUUGUUUUCAACCAGGGAAGGAUCCACUCCCCAAACGACGGCACCGUGUCUCUCCCGGCGCCUCACCGGGGAAGCGCGAGCCCGAGUCGUGCGAUGAUGGAGGACUUCGACGAGAUCUACGAGGAGGAAGAAGAAGAGGAGGACGAGGAGAGGGCCGCGGAGGAACAGCUGCUAAAGUACGCUCCAGACCCGGUGGUCGUCCGAGGAUCUGGCCACGUCACUGUGUUUGGACUCAGUAACAAGUUUGAGUCAGUUCCAUCGGCACUUACAGGGAAGGUGGCGCCAGAGGAGUUCAAGGCCAGUAUAAACCGUGUUAACGGCUGUCUGAAGAAGACGUUGCCAGUGAAUGUGCGUUGGCUGCUGUGCUGUCUCUGUUGCUGCUGUACACUGGGCUUCAGUCUCUGGCCCGUCAUCUGUCUGAGCAAGAGGACACAGAGAUCCAUGGAGAAGCUGUUGGAUUGGGAGAACAGCAGACUGUACCACAAGCUGUGUUUGCAUUGGAGACUGAGCAAGAGGAAGUGUGAAACCAACAACAUGAUGGAAUAUGUAAUCCUGAUAGAGUUCCUACCCAAGAUCCCCAUCUUCAGACCGGACUAGCUCUCCGCGGCCCCACCCACAUCCUCCCAUGGUGCCUCUCUUCACUCGGCCCAGUCACCUCUCCAAAAUGGCCUCCCCUUUCCUCCCCUAACCAGGCCCAUACCCCUAAAACUACACCACCAUUUAGUGUUUACUGAACACUAUCUAGCUCCUCUAUCUAGCCCCUCUAUAUACCCAGAAAACACCUGUUUACACCCUAAAGCCCCUUCUCUGAUAUCAACCUUUGACCCCUGAUCUGUUGGAGGAGCUGUGACCUUUUGACCCCCCUCCCCCCGGGGUGGCCACGUUGACUGUCAUCGGUCUGUGGGUCAUCAUGGGAGACCCAGCUCAGAAAGGGUGUAACGGUACCAUAGAACUGGAGAAAGUGGACUCCUAAUUUUGGACCUGCAAUGAUGAACCUCCUCUUCACAGCCCUUCCCUGUACACGAGGCACAAUCUUUACUCAGAUUUAUACCCCCGUAUAUUGUACCCCAACCUGAACUAUGAGACACUCUGUGCUGUUGGAACAGUUGAUAUUAUACGCUGUUCUAGAACCUCUAUGGAACCGCUGAGGUAACAAUCAAAGGAUUAGCUACGGAACUUCUACAGAAAUUCAAUGGAACUAAUAUAGAACAUUCACAGAACUUCAAUGAAUUAGCAACGGAACAGCUAUGGAACUGACAGAACAUCAUUAGAACGGCUGUGGAACUCCCAACGGAACGUCAUUGGGCUCCCGAGUGGCGCAGCGGUCUAAGACACUGCAUCUCAGUGCAAGAGGCGUCACUGCAGUACCUGGUUCGA